Emys orbicularis (European pond turtle) is the source of this 2622-nucleotide messenger RNA. RefSeq names its product USH1 protein network component harmonin (gene USH1C). The coding region runs from base 1 to 2622 and encodes 873 amino acids. The transcript has 25 exons. Gene Ontology annotation, biological process: retinal cone cell development; inner ear receptor cell stereocilium organization; sensory perception of sound. Gene Ontology annotation, cellular component: stereocilia ankle link complex; plasma membrane; cilium. Gene Ontology annotation, molecular function: protein binding. NCBI's taxonomy places the organism in Eukaryota, Metazoa, Chordata, Testudines, Emydidae. The record is from RefSeq and is a predicted model, not a curated record.
AUGUGCUAUAUUAAUGAAUGGCCAAAAAGGUUUCUGAAAAUAUUUAUUCAACAAUACAGUCGUUAUAAGGUUGACUUGCUUAUUGACAAUGAAGCAGAGAAGGAUUACCUUUAUGAUGUGCUACGGAUGUACCACCAAUCCAUGAAUCUCCCAGUACUGGUAGGGGACCUAAAGCUUGUGAUUAAUGAACCAAGUAGAUUGCCGCUGUUUGACGCCAUCCGUCCCCUUAUCCCAUUAAAACAUCAGGUGGAAUAUGAUCAGCUGACGCCUAAACGAUCAAGAAAGCUGAAGGAAGUGAGACUGGAUCGUUUGCAUCCUGAAGGGCUUGGAAUAAGUGUGCGAGGAGGACUGGAAUUUACUUGUGGCCUCUUUAUCUCCCAACUAAUUAAAGGUGGACAAGCAGACAGUGUUGGGCUUCAGAUUGGAGAUGAGAUAGUUCGGAUAAAUGGAUACUCCAUCUCUUCAUGCACUCAUGAGGAAGUAAUAAAUCUCAUCCGUACAAAGAAAAUAGUGUCCAUAAAAGUAAGACAUGUCGGCAUGAUACCUGUCAAAAGCUCUCCAGAUGAGCCUCUUAAGUGGCAAUUUGUGGAUCAGUUUGUGUCAGAUUCUGGGGAGGGAAAAGGCAGCGUUGCUGGGCUCGCUUCAUCUGGAGGAAGGGACAAUAAAGAGAAGAAAGUCUUCAUUAGUUUGAUUGGUUCAAAGGGCAUGGGAUGCAGCAUUUCCAGUGGUCCAACUCAAAAACCAGGCAUUUUUAUCAGCAAUAUUAAACCAGGUUCUCUUUCUGCUGAGGUGGGGCUGGAGAUUGGUGAUCAGAUUGUUGAAGUAAAUGGAGUGGAUUUUUCUAAUGUGGACCACAAAGAGGCUGUGAGAGUGUUAAAAAGCAGUCGAACCCUAACUAUCUCUGUUGUAUCAGGAGCCGGGAGAGAGCUGUUCAUGACUGAGGAUGAGAGGCAGCGAGAAGUGAGUCUUCGUGAACAGGAGCGCCAGGAGUUAAUGCAUCAGAAGCGGCUUGCAUUAGAAACUAACAAACUCCUCAAAGAGCAGCAAGAGAAAGAGAGACAAAGGAAACUGGAGAUUUCUCAAAAGGCUGCAGAAGAAGAAGAAAGAUACCGUAAAGAAAUUGAACAGAUAACAGCAGAAGAAGAGAAAUUUAAAAAGGAAUGGGAAGAAGAUUGGAGGCCUAAAGAGCCACCUAAGCCUGUAAAAACUGUAACUGCAGACGUACAUCCAGCCCCUACUCCUAAACACAGAACUUUUGGAUGGUUUUAUCGAUAUGAAGGGAAAUUUCCCACAAUUCGCAAGAAAGGGAAAGAGAGAAAGAAGUUGAAGAGUGACAGUCUGUGUGAACAGAAAAAGUGUAAAAAGGAACUGGAGUUUGAGCAAAAACUUGCCAAAGAAAAAGAAGGGAUGUUGGAAAAAGAAAAACAGCUGAAAAUCAACCGGCUUGUACAAGAGGUAUCUGAGACAGAGCGAGAAGAUCUGGAGGAAUCAGAAAAGGUUCAGCACUGGGUGGAAAGACUUUGUCAGACACGGUUAGAACAAAUCUCCUCUGUGGAGAAUGAUUCUCCUGAGCUGACAAGUGGACAUACUUCUGCUUCUCCUUCUGCUACAUCAGUGCGGAGGUUUGCAGGUGGUCUGCAGCUUCACACCACAGACCUUGAUGAUAUUAACCUGGAUGAAGUUGACAAGCCUACAAAACGCAUAGCACCUCUCCCUCCAACACCUCACACAACUUCUGCAACAUCAGCAGCUCAUCCACUUUCUUCACCAAAUGUCCCAUCUUCAAGAGGUCCAGCCCCUUCACCUUCUGCAGCUUCACGGGUGACUUUAUCAUCAUCCACUGGGAUGCAUUCUCCCCCACCACCUCCCCCUGCCUCCUUACCCAGUCAACCCACUGGAUCUCUCUGUCUACCAUACACCCUGUUAGACGAGAGAAUGGGAAACCACAGUUACCAUUCUUCUGGCCCUACAGAGUCCUUGAAUGGCUGGGAAGCAAAAAAUUACAGAGGAAGAUCUACGUUUGGACCUAUUAGCUCUCAGAAUAAUGAAAAGACCUACUUAUCAAGUCCAAAGCAAUUUGCUCCAAGCCCACCUACCCAGCGUCACCCAGUGGUACCUAUAGUCUCUAAGCCAGUCAUGCUGCAACCUGAUCCUAAUUUUAUGGUCAGGCCAACAAUCAAACCGGAGGCCCUGCCACAAGAGAUGUUUAAAAGGAUGGUGGUUUACAAUUCAUCAUUUAGAUCUAACAAAAAACAAGGCUUCCAGAAGUAUGUGGAAGAUUUUGACCCCUAUACAAUGUUUUCAGCAGAUCAGAUCAUGGGAAAAGAUGUGCGGCUGUUACGUAUUAAAAAGGAAGGACCAUUAGAUCUUGCAGUAGAGGGAGGCAUUGAUUCCCCAAUUGGAAAAAUAGUAGUGUCUGCUAUCUAUGAGGGUGGUUCCGCAGACAAACAUGGAGGCAUCGUGAAAGGGGAUGAAAUAAUGGCUGUGAAUGGCAAGAUUUUAGUUGAUGUGACGCUGACAGAAGCCCAGACAACUUUAGCCAAAGCCUGGAAUGUGGGUGGGGAUUGGAUUGAUUUAGUCAUUGCAGUGUCUCCUCCAAAGGAAUAUGAUGAUGAAAUGUAA